ACUAUAAGAAACGCUGUCGUUUCUCAUCUUAUUUGAUGAAUAAACUCAUUGAAUAACCAGAUACAGCUUUGCUCCUCUGCAACUCUUCAUAGUUCACAAGCCAGAGAUGGGGAAAGUUGAGAGAGAGCGAUUGAACAGAGAGUUGAUUGAGCAUCUCAAUACCAUCCACGAAACUCUUCAGGUAUUGGAUCAAUCCCCAGCUCCUUCUCUGAAAAGAACGAACUGGAAAGAUGUCAUUCAAGUGGGUGAGCAAAUUUCCAAGCAAGCCACCAACGUUGGAAUGCUUUGGAGUGGAGAAACCACGGAAGUUGAAGUACUUGAGGAGAACAUGUCUGCAUUUUUCAACGCAUUGCAGGGAUUCCUUUUGCUCGCACAUGGAAGUAUAGUUGGGGCGGGACCCACUCUUUCUGCUUGCAUUCAUGCAUCUAUAAAGCAAGUGGUUGAUAGCAGUUUUGUUUUGAUGAAGGAUACAAUUGCCACUUAUGGCUCUCACAAUAAAUCUCGAAAAAAUACUAUUCCGCAGUUGGUUGGCACAGUUUGGGAAGCUUGUUCUGCUCUUAAGAAAACACCAUCCACAAACAUCACUGCAAUAGGCCGGGCACUAACACAGACUGCUGUUUCAAUGAAGGAUGUCCUUCGUGAAAUGAAAGAACUCAAACCCUCAUCUCCCGAUUUAGGGGAUGAAGAAGUUCCAGGAGAAUCAGAAACCAAUCAUGAUGAUAAUGAUGAUCCGUUUAUGGAAGAUCUAGGGAAUGACCUGUCACCCGAAGAAAUGAAAGUUGCUCAAUUAACUACCAAUUUAGUGUCUGAAACACUAGUGGUGGUUAAGGAACUUAUUCGUUCCAUCACGGGAUUAGUUAAGCUGGAAGCUUCCGGAAACUCAUCGGAUGCCUUCAUAGGUUCUUUAGAGAGAUUGUUGAAGUUAUGUCAAGGGAUCGGUCUUCAAAUUGAUGAACUCGGGGCUUCCCUUUACCCUCCCCAAGAAAUUUCUUUGAUCAGGGCUUCAGUGGAGGUUAUUUCAAGCAACAUAAAUGAAAUGACAAUGGAGUUGGAAAAUCUCAAGGGAUUAACUGAAGAUUAUGUUAAGGCAUGCAAUGGUUUGCGAAUUGCAUCGACACAGUUGGAAUCUGUAUUAGGUACUGCAGACGUAGUCAUGCAAAAAAUGGAAAGUCUUGCCGUGAGUGAUGACUAAUAUAGGAGAAAUGCACAAAUGAGGUUUAUAAUGCUAUAAAUUAAAGAGUUUUGGUUCCCUUUUAUAGCAUUGAGGACUUAGAAAAAUAUCUGGAGCAUCUUGACUUUGAUAAUGUGCUAUUUUGCAGUCAGUGUUACUGGCUUUGUAAUGAUCAUAGUUGAAUAUCUUGAAUUGAAGUCUCUGCCUCGUUUUGUUUGCAGUAUUUAGAUUUUUAGUCUACCACAAAAUGAUGUCAUAUUUUAAGCGCCCUUAUAAUUUUGCCUAGCUAUAUCAGUUAUAAUUUUUAGAUAAACAUCAAUUUCGUUGA
Messenger RNA from Cuscuta epithymum, 1499 nucleotides. The record is from the annotation of a GenBank genome assembly. Lineage: Eukaryota; Viridiplantae; Streptophyta; Magnoliopsida; Solanales; Convolvulaceae.